AUGCAGCAACGCCGAGAUGAGAUUCUCGCAAAGAAGGCAAAGCUCGCAGAGCUUAAGCGGCAGAGGGAGCUUCGGGCAAGCCAGGCCACGGCAACCCGCCAUAGCAUAGGAACCGCCAGCGACCUGAUCUCCCCGACGCCUGGCAGAGCUGAGAACCGUCGCGAGAUCGAGUCCCUCAUCAACAGCCUUGUCGGCGAGAGCCGGCCUGUUUCCGUGUCGACCGGGGCUAACUCGCCUGCGCGGCGCGGGAGUCGUCCUAACAGUGUCCUUAGUACUGGAGAGCUCAGCAACGAGACCUCGGACUUCCCCGUUCCUGCAAAUGGCCAGGUGGUCACUUCGCAGCCCCAGAUAUUGUCCACGGUCGCGCUCGCAACCGUCUACGAGUGCCCCCCGUCGCCGGUGAAGGAGGUUUUCUCGUACAGCAAAGGCGUACAGACGACAGAGGAAUGGACACCGCCGAUCAGGCCGCGCGCCCUGUCCGAGUCGGACAAUGAAGACGUGACGGCCACACCGAGCAAGCGGCCCAGCAGGAGGGAACGGGACCGGGAAGAGGAGCUAAGACAGAACCUACGGAGAGAGAUCGAGGAGGAGCUAAAAGCCGCCAAAGAGCUCGUGACGGACGGAGUAUUCAAGCCAUCAACGGCACCGAACUUCCCAGCCAGGGCUCUCACGACUGAGGAGCUCAGGGCAGUGACAUUGUCGGACGACUUCAUGGGCUUUAUCGACAGGUCGACCAAGGUGAUCGAGAAGGCGCUGGACCAGGAAUACGACAUCAUGACCGACUACACGCUGCAGGUGCACGACAUUGACGACGACGACGAGCAGCAUGGCAACACGGGGGGCAAGGGCCGGCGCAAGGUCAAGGAGCUGGCCCAGUUUUACGACGAGCGCUGGUCCAAGAAGCGCAUGAUAAGCUCGAUUGAUUUCUCUCCCAAGUUCAGCGAGCUUCUGCUUGCCUCGUACACCAAGAAUCCUACGGCACCGCACGACCCCGAUGGCAUCGUGCAGGUAUGGAACGCGCACCUCCAAGGCCGGCCGGAAUUCGUGUUCCACGCCCAGUCGGACAUCCUGACGGCCAGGUUUUCGCCCUUCCACCCCAAUCUCAUCAUCGGCGGCUCCUACAGCGGGCAGGUCCUGCUCUGGGACACGCGGGCGCGGGCGGCGCCCGUGCAGAAGACACCGCUCACGGGCUCAGGACACACGCAUCCAGUCUACUGCGUUGACAUGGUGGGCACACAAAACGCCAACAACAUCAUCUCAUGCUCCACCGACGGGGCCGUGUGCGGGUGGAGCGUCGACAUGCUCGCGCAGCCGCAGGAGUCGCUGACGCUGCUGGCGCCGCUGCCGGCCAAGAACGAAGAUUUGAGCCCUACAUGUAUGGCAUUCCCCGAGGCGGACCCGACAUUUUUCCUCGUGGGCUCCGAGGAGGGCACCAUCUUCCCGUGCCAUCGGUACGAUCGCGCCGGGGCCAAGGCAGGCGUUGACGCGCGCGUCAGCUACCGGGGACACGCGGCGCCCGUCAUGUCGGUCGACUUCCACCCGGCGCGCGGGCCCGUCGACCUUGGCGACCUGGUGCUGUCGGCCAGUCUCGACUGGAGCGUUAAGCUCUGGAAGGUGCGGGCACCCGCUGCCACUUCGGCCGUGGUGGUGGGCCCUGGGGGUUUGCCAAUCGGCUCGGGCGGUGUUGGUGGCGACGCCCACGUCGCUCCUUUGCUCGACUUUGUCCGCGAGGACGUCGUGUACGACGCCGCCUGGUCGCCCAUCAAGCCCGGCGUAUUCAGUCUCGUCGACGGUGCAGGCUGGCUCGAGCUGUGGGACAUCACGAUCGAGACAGAGGAGCCCGUCGCCCGCAUCUCGCCUAGCCCCCGCAAGGACGGCCGCACCAUGCUCAGCAAGAGUCUCAACAAGGUGGCCUGGGAGCCCACAGAGGGCAAGCGCCUCGCCACGGGCGGCAUCGACGGCUGCCUCACCCUCUUCGAGGUCGGCCCGGACCUCGGCGGGAAGGAAGGCCUUAAGACGGAGGACUGGCAGAAUGUCAAGAAACUCAUCACGCGUAUCGAGGCUGGCGGUGGAGUUGACGGCAAUGGUAAUGCCGUCGCCGGGUUGUAA
Lasiosphaeria miniovina is the source of this 2109-nucleotide messenger RNA. RefSeq names its product WD40-repeat-containing domain protein. Gene Ontology annotation, cellular component: cytoplasmic dynein complex. The record is from RefSeq and is a predicted model, not a curated record. Gene Ontology annotation, biological process: transport along microtubule. The transcript is spliced from 2 exons. Gene Ontology annotation, molecular function: dynein light chain binding; dynein heavy chain binding. NCBI's taxonomy places the organism in Eukaryota, Fungi, Ascomycota, Sordariomycetes, Sordariales, Lasiosphaeriaceae. Bases 1 to 2109 code for a protein of 702 amino acids.